This is a messenger RNA of Oppia nitens, 4659 nucleotides long. Its product is annotated as KICSTOR complex protein SZT2-like. The transcript has 11 exons. Bases 139 to 4605 code for a protein of 1488 amino acids. Gene Ontology annotation, cellular component: peroxisome. The record is from RefSeq and is a predicted model, not a curated record. Lineage: Eukaryota; Metazoa; Arthropoda; Arachnida; Sarcoptiformes; Oppiidae.
UGCAAUCAAUUGAUUGUUUACAUCACAACAUAAGUCAUAUGUUUUGAUAAACAUUGUGUUUAUGUUAGACUAUCGGAUGGAGUGAUCACAUGUGAUGACCAUAAAUAUGAUAUAUCAAGCAAUCGGUCAUUAAAGACAAUGACCACCAAUAAGAUGGUGAAGGAGGCGGACACAGUGUUUGUGGUAAUGACCGAUAAGUACCGCAUAUCCCGCAACACUCGGGCCAACUGGUACUUUGACCGCAUCCACACUCACGUGACUAUCAAUGACAGUCAAACACCACAAUCACUGAAUGAUUGCAAUAAUGAGAUCGACAUCGUGUCCAUUGUUGCGGCCAAUUAUCUCGACUCUAACCACUCGGACUCGGAGUCACAAUAUUUGGGACAAUAUUUUAUAUCGACGGCCACUAAAGUGACAUUUUUGUCGCGAAGAUAUUGCUUUGCUUAUGUCUUAGACUUGAGUCCAUCCAUGUCAUCGGUGGAUAUUCAAAGAAGUAGAAUAUUAAUGGCAGAUAUUUUUACAUCAAUGGCCACAAGUUUACGAGGACUCGUCCAACCCUUUUAUAUUCCCGGAUCUAAAUUGUUGUUCAAACCCGACCUCUUCAUCUCAAUCGUUGCUUACAUACCUUUUUACGACUGUGAUAGACAUCAGGUUUUAUCUCAAGGAUGGAAAGUAACGGUUGAAACUAUUGAAGAAUUUUUGUCAUACAUUUUGUCAAAAUUAUCUCAAUUGGUCGCUCAUAUUUCAGAAAUUAUGGCUAAAUAUCGCGAUUAUGAAGAUCAAUGUGAACCAGAAGUUAUGAUUGGAGCACUUUUUGAUGAAAAUGAUAACAAAUCGAAAUAUUCUGCAACAUUGUUGGCUACACCUGACAUAUCAAUGGUUAAUAUGUUAAGGUUUGGUUUAUUAGCACUACAAUUAUUACCUGACAAUAGCAGCACCGGAAUAGUUAUUGUUAGCGACGGAAUGUUUAGUUUACCGAAUGAGACUACAUUAGAGUCGGCUUUGACACAACUGAGACAUCACACCAUUUCGUGUUCAUUCAUCCAGACUUGUAGCUCAUCCUAUCCUUAUUCUUCACUCGGAUUUAUUCCAUACACCGAUCUCAUGAAGUUUAUAGCGACGGCAACAUUUGGCGCUUAUUUUACUUGUUGUCCGCAAUCAUUACCGACUCAUUCCGAUGUUAACAAUGAGGAGAUUUAUGAAUUUAAUUUAUAUCACCGUUCAUUUUUUGCUUGGAAUUUUCAAAGGGGUUUAUUUGGUUUUAAAGCAGACAUUAAUAGUAAAUCUGAUGAAAAUCUGACAGAAGUUUGGCAUUUUGAUAAUCCAUACUUUUAUUCAAUUCUUGAUUUUGGUCUCAAUUCAAAUCGACAGACUCGAGAUCAACAAAUUGUUCGCAACAAACAAAUUGAAAAUACAGUUUCAGCUCAGUUAACACAAGUUGUGUCUUCAAGACUUAGAGAGGGGUAUACUAUUAAAAGUGUUAAUUAUAAUCCAAGUGAUGACUUAAUGGAAGUGAGACUAUUGCUUCCGUGGAGACAUAACGUUAACAUUCUGUAUAACGUGAGCUCAACUUUUAAUCCAAAGUCAGUUUCCGAUAGUGAAGAGAUAGUACCUGAAUGUCAUUAUGAAGUGAUAGUUGAGGGCAGUUAUAAUUUUUUACACGAUGUUACCUGUGCUGCUCGUAAACCUAUUAAAAGUGCUUAUCGUUCGGCAACAAUCCGUCAAUUUUGGACAACUAUUAAAAAUUUGUCCGAUUCUGAUAAGCAUGAAAUAGAUUUGUAUAACUUUACCCGUAAUGCCUGGAGUCGAUCAAUACCCGAAAGCAUUAAGAACGGCGUUCCCUUAUUCUAUAUGCCUCCAAAUUCAAGUGAUGUUGUUGUUUCCUCAAAAAAUAUAGUCCACUCACAAUUUGCUCAAUAUUGGAAAUGGAUGCUUGAUAUGGAUGCCUGUGCUAAAUGGAUGCAUACGCACAGAAUUAAUAUAAUACUAGAGCACGACUUACCGCUACCUAAGCACUUGCAACUGCCAAACACAAGUGGCCGCUUUACAAACAUCCAGUGCCGACAAUCGCUUUCAUCGUUAAAUACUUUAUUAACAGAAAACAGUUCUUUUGUAUUGUUGGAGAAUCAGAGUUAUGUUAAAUUGAUUCAAAGCUCAUCCAAUGAUAAUCCGCAUUCAUUUUAUUUGAUACGAGUUAUAGCACAACCUCCCUGUGUUAUCAUUCAUUUGUCAUUUAUUGGCGGAACAAGUGGUCAUUUAAGAUGUGAAAUUCUUAAUGAACUCAAAGAGCUGAUCAAAUGCUGUAAAUUUCCUAAAAGACAUAUUUCUUCAUUUAAUACUCAAAAGUCCAAAAUGUCUCAAUUAAACGAUUUAAAUGAGAUGAAUGAGUACAACAAAAGUGAGAGAAAAUUUUCUUUUAGUUAUCAACAGAGACAUAGUAUUGACGACAAGUGUUGUGUUUUAAUAACAAAACCAAUCGAUAAGAUCCUUAUCCGAUACGAAAGAUUGCCUAAAAAUUUUAAUUACAUUCUCGAUAAAUAUUGGAUUUCAAAAAAUAAUAUCAAUUUGUCAAAUACAUCACACAAUCAAAGCCUAACAUCACUUAAUAUGUUUCAAAUUCUUAGCCGAUAUCUCGAUCAUCAGCGAUGGAUUUGGACACCAAUUAUGGCCUCAAAUACUAGACUUAGCUCAUCCUCUUUUGCAAAGAUAUUAAUUAUUUUAACCAAAAUACGUUUACAACAAGGCUUUCACUUCGCUCACAGUGACUCCGGGAUACUAAAUCUCAUUCAGGAAAUACCUAUCAAAGACCAAAAUAAUUGCCAAUUCUCAUGUCUCAUACAAUACAUUAUAUUUCCCACACAAACUACUAAUGAGUCUAAGGAUAGUUUAUCGGAUGAUGAGAAAUAUAUUGCAAGUGAAAGCAAUUCUGACGCCCAAUUGAUUACUGAGUGUUGGGUUGAACCGCAAAACGGAAUCACUUUCAACUGUAAUCAUAGAAACAAAUUUCUCGAUGGAUUAAACUAUAAGGAAAUCUUACAAUCGUUUUAUGCCAUCGAUUUAGAGACCAUAUCAUGUCUACUAACUUUUGAGCAAACGUUCAUAUUAUGUCAAAACAAUGGGAUUGAAUGGCAUAACGAUGAGAUGACAAUACAAAACAAUGAAUCACUGGAACGCCUGUCCAAUGAGACACCCGACACCCCAACCGGUAUUUGUUCUCCCAUUCAGUCGGUUGUAAAGUCGGAGAGAAUCAAAACUGUUAAGUGUUGUUAUGACAUAAUGUCAUUGCUGUCCAAAUCACAACAGGCAGUCGUUCUUUUGUCGACUCUUUUCCAAGAAUUGAGACCCAUUUGUGGUGAAGAUAAUGAUUCAGUCAAUUCUUCUGAUCUCUCGAACGAACAGUUUUUCGAUUUGUUUAUUUUGAAAAUCAAUUCAAUCCAUGACAUUGAGAUCAAACUGAAUCAAAAGGAUAGUCAUUCAUUUGUAUCGCAUAUUAAUCAAAGAAAUGAGUCCAAUGCCUAUCUUUACAAACAUUUGAUUCAUGAGUACAAAAAAGCUAAAUAUAAUGUUAAGUUUAGAUGUUUUGCUAAGAAAUUAAAUAACAAUAGUAUUCUCAUUACUAUAAUUCCGGCCACUUUUGGUGAUUUAAAACUAUUGAUAUUUGGCGACGAAAUGCCUCCAAAAGAAUCACUCAAUGUUUUUCAUGAGAUCAAUGACAGCACUAACAAUGAGGAAUCAUUUUAUGGAUCUUUAAGUUUAGCUAUUUUUAUAUACCGAACCUGUUUUAGUGAUUUAAGUGAACAAUUAGUUUAUAUGUCGAAUAAUGGCAAACAUUGCAAAGAUUUAUAUUUUGAUAACACUUAUAAAUCCCAGAAAAAUAAUAGUUCUCACUAUCCCUUCAAACUACUCAAAGGCAAUGACAAUGAAGUCGACAACAAAUCUAAAUCUAUUUUGUCGAUCAAACAGUUUUGUCGAAAUCUUCAAACUAUUUACUGGAAUUGUAUGACCGAAUCGCUUAACAAAUCUUUACAAUUUGGUUAUUUGGUCGACAAAAAAGAUUAUUUGAUUGAAGUUCCCGACACAUCCAGUGAUAAUGAAUCACAAAAACAGUUCACUGAAGCCGUUAAGAGAGCUGCUAUUGAUUGUCGUCGAGAACUUCUGUGGGCCUGUCUUUUGCCCCGAGAGAUAGCCGGCAAAGAUAUUGAAGAAUUGACAUUAAAUGAUUUCGAAGAACUUUUAAGUUUAGUCGACAAAAUCACUUUAAGACAAUACGAUCCAAAAUUAACUCCAUUUACGGAACACGAUAUCUCAUGGUUUCAAUCAUUGGCCAAAACAUUGGUUUAUAAAAAAAGACUUUUUCAUAAAUCGUUUACAUCCUCUGACUUAACAUCUAAUAAAUUAGUAUUUAGUCUUAAUUCAUGUUUGGAUUGCUUUAUAUUACUUGAUAUUAAUUUGAACGCAUCAGAAGCGGAGAUAUGUCUAGUAUUCAAAAAACAGAUGACUGAUGAAGAAAGACAAACAUUUAUUGACUCAAAUAUUGAAUGUCAUAAUUUGGUUGAAGAGUUUGUUAAUGCCUGUGCUUAUCAUAUGUGGUCAACAAUAACUUAACUAUAUUUUAAUAUCCUUUGCCUCAAAAAUAUUUUUUUUAAUGUAAUUAUUAAA